Molecule: messenger RNA, 2862 nt
Organism: Plasmodium inui San Antonio 1
Lineage: Eukaryota; Apicomplexa; Aconoidasida; Haemosporida; Plasmodiidae
Exons: 5
Coding region: 1-2862 (953 amino acids)
Source: RefSeq, a predicted model, not a curated record
AUGGGGAGCAACAGCCUGGCGAUGUCGCAGCAGAUGUACUUCAGCACACACAAUGCCCUUCGAGUAAAUGACGAAAACGAUGUGAUCAGCACCCUGUUUUAUGAAAUAAACGGGAACAGGCACAUCAGCCUGCUUAUAUUCCCCUUCUACGACGUGCAAAUGUUGAAGCGACUCCUGAUAAAGAAGUUAAAUCUACCCAGAGAUGUCAAGGUAAAUGACAUCCUAAUAUUUUACAAGGGAAUCAAAUUGCCAAACUAUAGAAUCAUAAGUACCUAUCUGGAAAUCAUAGAUCAAAAGAGUUACCCUCCUUUCUUUGAAAAUAUUCUACACGAUAUAAAAUUAGCUUUUAAAAAAAACAUUUCUCCUAAGCUAACUAUGGAUGGGACAGGAGGAACCUACCUUCUAUUCAACAGCAAGAAGAAGGUAUGCUCUGUUUUUAAGCCUUUGGAUGAAGAAGCAUUUGCCCCAUUUAACCCUAGAGGGUAUGAAGGGAAAAUGUAUCAGGAAGGAUUUCGGUCUGGAGUUCUAUCUGGAGAAGGAGCCAGCAGAGAGAUUGCUGCCUACAUACUUGACAACAGCUACAACAAUUUUAGUAGCGUUCCCUGUACCAUCAUGGUAGAAGCUUGCAAUCCAAACUUUAACAAUAAGAGCAAGCUCAAAUAUGUCGACCACGAGAAUAAUAUGAAGUGGAAAUGUGGGUCGUUACAAGAAUUCGUCGAUUCCAGAGAGAGCGUCGGAAACUACGACUACAAACAGUUUAGCAUUAGGGACAUUCACAAGAUUGCCAUUUUGGACAUACGGGUGAUGAACUUGGAUCGGAACGAUGGCAACAUUUUGGUGUCCCCUUUGAAGAGCCUAAAGGAUUCGUGCAACCAGUUUCUUUAUCGGAACAACCGCAGCCUGGGCACGAGUGAUGAGGACAUGCUCAAGCGGAUCGUCACGAUUGAUAAGAAGCCAUCCAGGUACAGCCUCAUCCCCAUAGACCACGGACUCAUCAUGCCGCACAUAAUGGACGUGGCGGAAAUUGACUUGGUUUGGUUUGACUGGCCCCAGACAAAGGUCCCCUUCGACGACGAGGUGCUGGAGGUCAUCUUCACAUUCGACCCAGACAAGGACGCAGAGAAAAUCCGUAACAAGCUCCUCAUCCGAGAAGACUGCAUACGAACCAUGCGCGUGUGCACUCGGCUGCUGCAGAUCGGAGCCAGGAUGCACCUGAAUUUGCAUGAAAUCGCCAAAAUCAGCACGAGGAAGAGCAUCGACGAGGAGUCCGUGCUGGAGCAUCUCGUGCGGGACUCCAUCGUGCAGGCAUAUCAAAUGAUGGAUUACACCUCCCUUAUGAGCACCAACCGGCUGGGCCACAUCCUGGACCUGGCAGAAAUCAAAAUAAACAAAAAAAAAAAAAACAGCAAGAUGAAGACGAUGGAGAACAUCGACGAAGCAUUCAAAGGAGCAAACGACACAAGUGACACAAAGAAAAUAGAAAAGGCGACCUGUCACUUUAGUCCCGUAUCGAAGGAUAAGUGCAGAUCAUUUGACUACAGUUAUGAGAGGUCCCUACCCAGUGGGAACAUCUUCCAAGACGUAAAAGGAAUAGAAAUGGAAAAGGAUAAACUAAGAGGGGGCAGCCCCAAGGGGAAGGAAGGAAGAACCCCCCAUGGGAGUCGUGACAAAUUGGAAGAGACGUUAAAGUAUGGAGCCUCUGGCGGGUCAUCAGUGCACCCUACGGACACCACUACAGGUACCGCUACCGGGAAGGCGUCCCCACUGGAUGUGCUUCGAAAGGAGAUGGAAAAUGAAGACGGUGCGAUGAAGGAUGAACACUUACAGAUGAAUGAAACAGUGCAGAUCGUUUGCGAGAGUGUAUCGGGUGCGCCCGAUGGGAUUCCACCGGGAGGGGCAAAAGGAAGUCUAAGUAACGAGUUCGAAGCUAUGAAGAGGAAAGAAAAAAAGAGUGCUUACGAUAGCUUCUACAGGAGGACCCCUGACGUGGAUCUCAAUGUAGGAAGUGAACAGAAUGAGCAAAAUAAAUCAUCGAUCAAUUCGGUCAGCAGCAGGAGUGACUACACCCUGGUGACUGCCAGCUCCGGUUCGUGCAUUGACGAGAAAGGGGGGAGUAAUUCCUGCAGUGGAGAGACCCCCAAGGGGAGUGAACGCAGUGGUGAUGGAAGUGCGCCGUCCAUCGGUGGAGCGCGUAGGAAAUGGGAUGGGCAACAUGAAGGGAGAGGUGAUCACAAACGUGAUGGUAAUCGUGAUGACAAACAGGACAGCCACCCGGACGAUCGCGCACGAGCACACAGCGCGAGAGACCAAGAUACGAGGGUAAAAAGAAAAAAGAAGAAGAAGAAAGAAAAAAAAGAAAAGUAUUAUGACAAGGAUGAGAACAAGCUAGGUGAUGAAAAAAAGGAGGACGAGGAAGGAAGGGAAUUGCCAAAUGACAAGCCGGACGAUGUGCAUGAAGAGGCACAGAAUGAGACAACCAAGGGGGAUUUGCUGAAAAGCGGCGCGGAAGACGACACGGACGAUGAUGAUGACGACGAAGAUGAUGACGAUGACGAAGAAAACGACGACGUGCCGUUUAAAAAACCCACAGGAACCAUCAAACGGAUAAGUGAGAGCGGCGGGACGGCCUACCGCAACAUCGAGAUGAACAAGUUAAACUCAGUCUGGGUGAUACGAGACAAAAACAACAGAAUUAUAAACGUCAAGUGGGAGAACAAGAUAUUUGAGAAACUUUUCUUCGAGACGUUUGAAAAUUACGUCAAGAAGUACAUUAACGAUUACCACCCGGAGUGGAGACAGUAUCCUUACAACGGGUCGCAGAUCAGCGGUAUCAAGCAUGGCUACCUGAAGAGCAUACAGUGA